This is a messenger RNA of Thamnophis sirtalis, 313 nucleotides long. Lineage: Eukaryota; Metazoa; Chordata; Lepidosauria; Squamata; Natricidae. The record is from RefSeq and is a predicted model, not a curated record.
GGAGUCAGAAAAUAAUAAGUUAUGUUCCUUAUAUUCCUUCCGAAAUACUUCUACCUCACCACAUAAGCCCGAAGAAAGUGGUCGUGAUCGCAAUGAGCUAAUGACCAGUGUUAAUUUUGGAACUCCAGAACGCCGCAAAGGAAGUCUUGCCGAUGUGGUGGACACCUUGAAACAAAAGAAACUGGAGGAGAUGACGAGAACUGAACAGGAGGAUUCAUCUUGCAUGGAAAAACUACUUUCUAAAGACUGGAAGGAAAAAAUGGAGAGAUUAAACACAAGUGAACUCCUUGGAGAAAUAAAAGGUAAACUCUAA